CACCCCUGCUAUAGGGUAAAGGCCAGAGGAAGUAAGAGCUCAGUAUAAAAUAAGUUGGAUGUUCUUCAUUUUGGUGCAGAAGAUGAAUUUCGUACAGAGACUUUGGUGUGAUUGUGACCUAAUGCUACUAGUGUAGCUUGAGCCUUGGCGUACACCGGAGCAGCAGAGGUUGGAUUGGUGUUGUUGAUGUGACGUCAUCACGCAAAGCAGGGAAGACCGCAUCAGGAGGACAGCGUGUGCCACGGUUGGUAGCAAGAAACACGCUAACGCUGAUACUCAUCCGGCACUUGCAUUGAAGAGGUUAGUGCACAGGAGGCCGGCGGAGAUGGGAUCCUCAGUACAGCUGGGAUAUACCGGAUGAUUACUCCGCAACCGCAUAGUGGGGCCACGAUUACGGCACGACCUGUAUGCUGCCGGGUUUUAAAAGUCUGGGAAGCAAAAAACAUAUUCAACUUAAAAAAAAUAUUUCAACUUUCUUAUUAGUUAAGAAUACGACAUCACCAUGGAAACCUAAAUCACCAAGGCCGGGAAGUCUAUCUCUGGGAGGUAGUUUUGUAUCAGUACAGCAACAUUUUAUAUGUAUAUGACUUAUUUAAAAUGGCAUUUGCUAUACUUAUUUCCAGUUGUAUACAUAAAUAUUUGUUAAAAAUGAAUAUUAAUUUUAUUUAUGAAGCUAUUGGAACUAAAGAGCUGGUUAUUUAUCCCACCUAGAUUAGCUACAUUUUCUGCAAAAGGUCAUGCACAUAUUGGAUCUAACUUUUGAUAGUGUCCAUUUUUUUUUAUCCUUGAUGGAUCUGUAGAGAACAAUAUUGGGUAACUUCAUACUACAGAAAAUGUUUGAAAGUUUCAACAUAGAAUCCUGUAACCACUUCAGAAUAUUGUAAAAACUAUUUUGGUUUGUGCUGUUGGUGUAUAUUACAUGCCCCCAACUAUUCCUCUUAUGGAAGAGGGAACCUUUUUGUUUAAUGACACCUGUUGUUUCCAGUCCCAAAAGGGCCCCUGGUUUUAAAGCUCUAAAACGUUAAUAUGAAUUGCAGUCUCACCUAAGACCCUUAAAGGGACAUAAUACUCAUAUGCUAAAUCACUUGAAACUGAUGCAGUAUAACUGUAAAAAGCUGACAGGAAAAUAUCACCUGAGCAUCUCUAUGUAAAAAUGGAAGACAUUUUACCUCACAAUUUCCUCAGCUCAGCAGAGUAAGUUCUGUGUAAAAUGUUAUACUUCACCUGCUCCCAGCUGCAGGUAAAAAAAAAAAAAAUGAAGAAAUGAACAGCAGCCAAUCAGCAGUGCUGAGGUCAUGAACUCUUACUGUGAUCUCAUGAGAUUUGACUUAACUCUCAUGAGAUUUCAUAGCUUCCUUUACCUGAUUGGUGAAAUAAUAUGAGAGUUCACGAGGCUCAUCCUUUCAGCUGUCCUAGGACAGACACUAAAAUGCUGCUUAGAAAUCCUUUACAAUGGGAGGUGGCUACUGAGGAACUUUUGAGGUAAAAUAUCUUUCUUUUUUACAUAGAGAUGUUCAGGUGAUAUUUUCUAGUCGGCUUUUUACAGCUAUUCUGCAGCACUUUAAAGUGUUUAAACAUUUGGGUAUUAUGGCCCUUUAAGAUAAUGCACUGCCUUUCUCCAUGUACAUAUUGCUCUUUCAUAGUUCAUGAGAGUGAGGGCAAAAAGCUCGUUUAUGAAGUACUGAGAAUAUAAAGUUCUCAGUUUAACAUUAUAAUUCAGAAUAUUUUCUUUGAUCGUUGCCUUUUUUCAUUGCAUAAUGUCCAGCUGCAAAUAUUGUAUGAUAAGUAUGUGCCACUCUAGUUCCUUGAGAUGUUGUUGGGAUGUAUGAAAUUCUAAAAUGUUGCUGUGCUGCCUUAGUUCAUUAGGGCAGUGUUUUCCAACUCCAGUCCUCAGGGCACACACACUUAAAGGACCAGAUUUUCAUGAUAAUUGAGCUAGAGCACAGGUGAAAUAAUCAGCUGAUCAGUAACCAUGGUUACUAACCUGCGCUCACCCAUCAGCUGAUUAUUUCACGUGCUCUAGUUCUGAUAUAAUAAUCUGGACAAUUAGUGUGCAGUGAGGACUGGAGUUGAAAAACACUGUAUUACAGGAUGCAAUCUGAUUUAUAGAAUCUUCUGCAUCCAUAUUUUGUACCAUGCAAAUUUGAACCUAUUGAAGAAAACUACCUCCCAGAGAUAGACUUCCCCUGGCCUUUUCUCUUUUUUUUUUCUACUAUGGAAAUUCUGCCGGCUAGGACAAGCCUGGCUAAACUGUUAAACUCAAAUCCAAGCACGUGUAAAAUAAACUAUGAUUAUUCAUGUGAACUUUACCGAAUAUCAACAUAUUCUAGAUUUCCUAAUAAUGUGCCAGUUUCUGAGCGUAGUCUCGCUAAAGCUGGGUUUUAUUAUACUGGUGUUGAAGACAAAGUGAAAUGUUUCAGUUGUGGCCUUAUGCUCGAUAAUUGGAAGAAAGGAGACAAUCCAUCUGAAAAGCAUAAAAGGUUGUACCCCAGUUGUAGUUUCAUCCUGAAUGCUCCCUCAUUGAAUCUUGGAUCAUCUUUAUAUUCUGCAUUUUCCCCUCCUGCCAGUGCAAGUAGUCAGUCCCAUAGUUCCUCCUCUGAAGAUGUUGCAUACAUCAGUGCUUGUUAUACAAGUAUUCCCCAAGAUAUAGUUACAUCAAGAGGGGUUGAAGAUCUGACACACUUUAAGUCUGAGAGUUACUCUUCUAUGAGCACAGAAGAAGCAAGACUCCGAACCUUUCAUUCUUGGCCACUAGCAUUUCUUUCUGCUUCUGACUUGGCAAAGGCGGGCUUUUACUACAUAGGACCUGGAGACAAAGUUGCUUGCUUUUCUUGUGCUGGAAAGCUAAAUAAUUGGGAACCAAAAGAUAAUGCAAUGUCAGAGCAUAAAAGGCAUUUUCCAGACUGCAAGUUCGUGAAAAAUGUUGCAGGGGCUUCUCCAAGGAUAAAUGUUUCAAAUGUCAGCAUGCAGACUUCCUCUUCUCGAUUAAAAACUUUUGUAAGCUGGCCAUCUAGGAUUCCAGUGCUUCCUAAACAACUUGCCGAUGCUGGAUUUUAUUAUGUUGGUCGGAAUGAUGAUGUCAAAUGCUUUUGUUGCGAUGGUGGUCUAAGGUGUUGGGAGUCUGGAGAUGACCCAUGGGUUGAACAUGCUAAGUGGUUUCCCAGGUGUGAGUAUUUAUUACGUAUUAAAGGUCAAGAUUUUGUUCGUCAAAUUCAAGAAAGAUAUCCACACCUUCUUGAGCUGCUGUCAAAUUCAGAAACCCAAAUCAAUGAAGCACAGUAUCCACCUAUUAUUCGUUUAGGAGGAGACAGUAGCCAAGAGGAUGACCUGAUGAUGAAUACACCUGUAGUUCAAACUGUUUUGGAAAUGGGUUUUAACCGCGUAUUAGUAAAGCAGACUGUUCAAAGCAAAUAUUUAACCGCUGGAGACGGUUACAAAGAAGUUGCUGAUUUGGUAUCUGAUAUUCUAAAUGCACAAGAAGAGCAGACGGAAGAAGAACGAGACAGACAAACUGAAGAAAACAUUGCUGAUGAACUAAUUUUACUUCGGAAAAGCAAAAUGUCUUUGUCACAGCGAAUGACCACCACGCUUCCUAUUCUGGAUGGUCUUCUCUUGUCCAAUGUGAUCACAGUAUCUGAAUAUGAAGCAUUAAAGCAGAAAGAGCCACGUGUUGAACAAGGACAAGAACUGAUCGAUACUGUAUUAAGAAAAGGAACUACUGCAGUUCAGGCGUUCAAAAAUGUGGUAAAGGAAUGUGAUUCAGCCCUUUACAAAGAGCUAUAUAUGGAACAGUCAUUAAAAUGCAUAUCUUCAGAAGAUUAUUCAGAUUUAUCAAUGGAAGAACAGUUGAGAAGGUUGCAGGAAGAGCGUACUUGCAAAGUUUGUAUGGAUCAAGAGGUUUCCAUCGUGUUUAUUCCCUGUGGACAUUUGGUUGUAUGUAAAGACUGCGCCCAUUCACUCAGGAAGUGCCCAAUAUGUAGAGGAACAAUCAAAGGCACAGUUCGAACCUUCCUUUCUUGAUACAGACUAUUUAUUGCAGUGUAAAUAAAUUUUCUCCACUUGUGUAUUAAUAAAAUAUUUUUAUUUAGUAA
Bombina bombina (fire-bellied toad) is the source of this 4091-nucleotide messenger RNA. Its product is annotated as baculoviral IAP repeat-containing protein 2. Lineage: Eukaryota; Metazoa; Chordata; Amphibia; Anura; Bombinatoridae. The transcript has 10 exons. Gene Ontology annotation, biological process: regulation of apoptotic process. The coding region runs from base 2215 to 4020 and encodes 601 amino acids. The record is from RefSeq and is a predicted model, not a curated record.